AUGUUAACAAACAACACUACUUCAUGUUGUUCAUCAUCGGAUCACUCUUCUUGUGAUCAUCAUCAUCAUGGACAUCAACAAGAUCUUGUUAGCGAGGAAUAUGCUCAUAUCUGCCACAAAUUACAAACAAUUCUUUUCAAUGAAGAAACAAGGAAGGAAAUCGAAUCCUUGGUUCAAGAUAAUUUAAUUCCUAAUAUUGUAUCUCUAAAUAUUCAACCUUCAGUUUGGAUGAUUAAAUCCUUGUUGCAAAAUCCAUCACUUCCUCUGAUUUUAUAUGAUUUAUGUUUUGAAGUAUUCAACCCAUCCGUUUCCUUGACUUUAUUCAUGAGACAACAAAAAUUGGAUGAGGAAUUACAAGUUGUUAUUGAAUUUGUUGAAGCAAUUUAUAAUCAUUCAUCACCAAAAGAAGUUCAAUCUUUAUUAUCAGAAGCAUUAACAGCAAACACUGUAAAUAUUAGAAGAGUGAACGAUUUCCAUCAGAUAGAUAUUCUGAAUUUCGGACCAGCUGAUUUCAAUAAUCAAGCUAUUUUGGAUCAUAAUUUAUUCUUACUCAAGUUAUUAUUUGAAAAUUUAUCAAGAUUACCUGAAACUGAAAAGAGAUGGUUCUUUUUUAAAGUAUUAGAUUAUACCUUCUCUAAUGUGUGCUCAACUAGAGUGGAGACUAUUCAAAAUGAAGCAUAUGGAGAUGAGGAAAUGAUGAAAUCGGAAGCUGAUAAAAAGAUGGCUUUGGAUAGAAAUUUUUUGGGAUAUUCGACUUGUUUGGUGGAUUGCUUACUUUCGGCAUGUUCAUCGAUAUUUGAAAAGAAAUCUUCUGACUCUAUCUCACAAAAAAUUCAUUUAAAAAGAGAGAGUGACUGCUUCUUGCAAAUAUGCUUUACCAUAUUGGCCAAAAUUUAUUCCAAUGAAAAUCUGGUACAAAUUUGUACAGAAAAUGGUACACUACUGAAGGUAAUGCAAUCAAUUACAGCAUGCAAACGAACAUUCAAUGAUAUUGUGGAAUAUAGUAAGAGAUUUAAAGCAUGGUCGGAUGUCAAUAACUCUAAAGAUGAUCAAAUUGAUGAAGAAGAUGAGGAUGAGGAAAUGAGUGAAGAUGAUGAAGAGGAGGAUAUCAAAAAUUUUGUCUUUUGGGAUAAUAGAGGAUUGGGUAUUUUUAUUUAUUUGCUUUUAGAUAAGGCAAUUGAAAGAAAGCAUUAUUCAUUGUUUAUUCUAUCUGAUUUGUAUAUAUUUAUCAUGUGUAAAUAUUAUACCGAAAUAAUGUUACAAUCUGGGAUGGCUGGUUUUGCCACAGCAGCUCUUUCUAUUUUAAGAAAGUUAUUCGAAAACAAUAUCAAGAAGAAAGGGUCACUUGUUAUCAAACUUGGUGUCCCAGAAUACGAUUUGGCUUCUUACUUUGAUUUGGCUCAAUCACUUAUUUCGUUUAUGACUGUUUGCCCAAACAAUAACUUGAGAACUAUGGCAUAUAAGGUUUUCCAAGAUUUUAUAACGAGAUUUAACGAUGAGGAUAGAUUUAACAUCUUGUAUCACAUCAUGAAUAAGUGUCCAUACCCUUACUUGGUAGCAAUCAUAUUAGACAGAUUGAAAGAGGAAAUAAUUCUAGAAUAUAAUGCUGUUUUCCAAAGAAUAGACAAGAAGAAAAUUGAAACUCUGAGAGAGUUGAAUGAAUAUAAUCCUAUAGAGCCACCCAAAUUGGAAGAAGUGAACGAAUUUUUGAAAAAUAAUAAGGCCAAUUCAGAAACUCAGAAUUAUUUUUCAAAAUUUGCUCCAAACACAGCUCCAAAGAUCAAUUAUGACUCUGAGACUGUGAGAGACAUUAGACUUUUUGCAAAAGAUUCCAAGGCAUUCUUGGUGCCACACAAAAUACCAAAUUUAAUUAUUGAACUUUUGGAAAAAUAUGUUGAAGAUCCAUUUGAUAGUGACAAUAUUCAAGUAAUUCUCAGAGCAUUGAAUUUAUAUUACUUUUUAUUGUUGAGAGAUAGUGAGCCUAAUGUAACUGGUGUACUUGAUUCAGAAAUAGUCUCAAAGAUGGAAGAAAAAGUUCUCAACAAGUUAAAUAGUGCAUGUGAAAAAUUGACCAAAGUAAUUCAAGAACACAACGCAAUGCAACUAGGCGAUGAAGAAGAGGAAGAUUUAGAUUAUGAUGAGCUAAUGGAUGAAUUUGAAUCAGAAUUCACACCAGAAGAAAUUCAAGCUCUUCAAGAAUUGAAAUCACAAGAAAAGGAAAAAUCCAAAAUCAAAGAACAAUCCUCACAUGAAUUAGAUUUACACCUCCUCAAUGAGGUAUUAACUCGUAUUCAUGAUAUUCUCUCUGGAAAGUGUAAAUAA
Molecule: messenger RNA, 2322 nt
Organism: Naegleria gruberi
Lineage: Eukaryota; Heterolobosea; Eutetramitea; Acrasida; Naegleriidae
Exons: 1
Coding region: 1-2322 (773 amino acids)
Cellular component (GO): cytoplasm
Molecular function (GO): ubiquitin-protein transferase inhibitor activity
Source: RefSeq, a predicted model, not a curated record